Messenger RNA from Humulus lupulus (European hop), 939 nucleotides. RefSeq lists its product as uncharacterized. The record is from RefSeq and is a predicted model, not a curated record. Gene Ontology annotation, cellular component: chloroplast. The transcript is spliced from 3 exons. Lineage: Eukaryota; Viridiplantae; Streptophyta; Magnoliopsida; Rosales; Cannabaceae. The coding region runs from base 457 to 939 and encodes 160 amino acids.
UCCACUUGAGAAGAUUCAUUUGGACAUUUGGUUUCAAAUCUUUUAUUUUGCUCAGCUUUUCAUUUUUAAAGCACACAAGUGUUUGGCAAAAUGUGUCAGAGAAUAUUAAGAAUAUUUGAUGUUUUGAACUUAUUGUUUGUUUCACAAAAUGUCUCAGAGAAUUAUAAGCAUAUUUUAAAUGAUUGUUUGUUGGAAUAGUAAGAAUGUCUCAGAGAAUAUAUAUAUAUAUAUGUCAUGAUCUUUGUAAUCAAUCUCAUUUUUACACACUAGAAAAAACUAAGAUCAGUUGGGCAGUUUACAAUUGGAUUUUUGCCACCCGAAAUAUACAUUGGUUUGGUUGAACACUAUAAUAUACAUGUGUACCUAUAAGAUACAAAAUAAACAUAUAAGAAUCUGAUCUCACUUGGCUAGUGGUUGCUCACUUUUUUGUUCUGUUACCAGAAAAAAUAUUUGGACAUGGAAGUAGUGUGUUCGAAAGUUUCAAACUUUGGAUUCUUUUGGCUUUUAUUGAUUAUUGCUUUUACUAGUAGGCAGAAGUUAGGCCAUGUAGAUAUUGUUGGGGGCUGCUAUUUGGUCAGAAGGCACAGACAAUGUUUCAAUCCGUUGGUGACCCAUAGUAGAAAGAAUUGUUUCCCCGUGGUCAAUAGUCAGAGGAGUUCAGAUAGUGGCGCCAGUUCAUCUGAGAUUGAUGAAAGAUUGGUUUUUAAAGAUGAGAGUUCUCUUGACGGUGGAGGCAAUGGUGCUUCUGAAUUGGCAGAAGUUCCUAGCGUUGUAUUACAUUCUCCGGAUGUCAAGCGUGAGAUAAUGAUGCUUUCUAUACCUGCUAUUGCAGGGCAAGCACUUGAUCCUUUAGCACAGCUUAUGGAGACUAUUUACAUUGGUAGAUUAGGCUCUCUGGAGUUGGGUUCAGCUGGUGUUUCUGUGAACAUCUUUAAAUAG